Aureobasidium namibiae CBS 147.97 is the source of this 339-nucleotide messenger RNA. RefSeq lists its product as uncharacterized. The record is from RefSeq and is a predicted model, not a curated record. NCBI's taxonomy places the organism in Eukaryota, Fungi, Ascomycota, Dothideomycetes, Dothideales, Saccotheciaceae. The annotation marks the transcript as partial. The transcript has a single exon.
AUGCAGUCGCUUCGCCAAUACAAACAACUCAGGCAGGCGGUCCAGAGACAACUGGAGAGAGACACAGACAAGGCCAAAGCACUAUCCGCAUACACUCAACAACAUGGACUCGACAAACAUGAGGAAAACCAGAUCUUCGGCGGACAGCCUUUGGAGCAGAUCGAAACGCCCAGUAGGGACGAGGAAGCCAAUGGCGACCAGGAAGCACUGGACGCGAUAGUCGAAGACGAAUUGGAAGACUCAUACCCUCAAGUCGACAACCAAAAUGAAUUGAACAGGAUACACACCAGCAGGAGCCAUCAUGCAGAUCUAGCCAGGACAAAGAGCGAAAAUGCCGAU